ACCUGUCUCACCUGUUCGUGUGGAUCGUUCGAUCCCUCCCAACUUCCUACAGGUCAUGUGUUACUUCCUUGAUCAUUCUUCCUUGAUCUGCAGAAUUUACUGACGGCUAUUUAUGUGUGCCUCGCACUUUGUUUUGUCGCUAAGUUUUUAAGAGGGGCCUUUCCAAAACAGACGUCUGUCUGGAGUGGUUGAAAAUGUACCGCGGAGCAAAGAGCGCGGAUUGAAAGUGGUUGGUGGCUGAGAGAAAAGAACAGAAAAAACAGCCGUUCACCUUCCGAUUUAGUCUUACAAAUGGACCACAUUGGAGAUUUCAGUGUCAAAAAUGAAGAUGAACCAAACGCAGACUUGCAGGAACCACCUCUUAGAUCGGUGAGUCCCCAAGCAGAUGCUGGUUGCCAUGGCGAAGCUGGACCCCAGAUAGUCCAGGAACACGAGGAGGACAUUUAUGACAACAUUGCCAGCGCCCGCUAUAAACUCUGCCUGCACAAAGGUGACACCCAAGAGCUGGAAAAGAUUAAAAAGGAGCUUCUUUCAAAUGACGUCUUAGAUGCGGGCAUCUAUGAGAAGACAGAGCCCAAGAACAAAUGGUCAGAGUCUUCUGCCAAACCCAUUCUGAUGCCUCCUAAAAAGGUUCCACCUCCAGUCAAAGUGAAGCCACUGUUAACAAACCAGAUUAAUAGAGCUGGUGGGGAGCAGACGCCACAAGAACUCAUUAAAGCCGCCAUAGACCUUACCAGUGAUACAGAAUCAGUGACCUUCGACUCACUCUCUCUGCCCAUGGAGCCGCUGAAACACCUGACGACGGAGCGUCCCAGAGCCCAGGGGCGAAGACCCCCCUCUCACCCCAAGGCUACAGCCGCUCUGGAUGCCAAGAAGUCCACACCGCCGUUAGUAGCACCUAAGGUCACCCUUCCGGCCAUCCACGUGUGUGAGCCUGCACCAGUCCAAAGACAUCAGCCAACAUCUGAAAGGCCAGGUCCGCCACUGCCUAGAUCACCAAUGAAAGCACAGCACGGGGCAGGAAAGGAGGAGAGGAUGGAUUCCAUUGCGUGGCUGAAAGUGGAACUGAGGCACCUCCAGCUGUCCUUAAACCUGCUGAAGAAUCAACAUUUGAACGACAUGAUUGAGUUAAAAGAAGAGAUUGCAGAGGAGCGGAUCAAAUGGACGGCGUUACAGAUGGACGUUGAAAACCUGAGAGGAAUGAUCUCGCUGUGAGACCACGAGCUCUGAACAGUCCCUACACCCCCAUCGCCUGGCUCCCAUCCACAGGCCAGGGCAUCUGAGAAUACAACGUCCGACACUGCCCUGAUGUUGGAUUGGCCUCCAGUGUGGAACCUUUGAGAACAUAAAUGUGAUUCCUGAGCCCAGCGGGAUUUGCAGGUUUUGUUUGUUGGGCUCCUUGUGGAAGCCAAGAAUCCUCAGCAUUCUCUCUCACCGUCAGAGACAUGAAGCCCGACACAGAUCUGAAAAUAAGCCUAGAGUUUUCAUGGUGACUUUCAAGAACCCAGCCUGCCUUAUUGUCAAUAAAGAACCUUCUGAAGUUUA
Molecule: messenger RNA, 1545 nt
Organism: Amblyraja radiata (thorny skate)
Lineage: Eukaryota; Metazoa; Chordata; Chondrichthyes; Rajiformes; Rajidae
Product: SH3 domain-containing kinase-binding protein 1-like
Exons: 12
Coding region: 292-1215 (307 amino acids)
Source: RefSeq, a predicted model, not a curated record